UCCUGCUCUUGAGAAAGGAAUGUGAGGUGUAACACCUGCUUCUGUACAGCUCAGUGUUCAUGGCACCUUUCCUUUCACAUAAGAAAGGGAAGAGAUCUCUGCAACCAAAGAGUUUUAAAAUCCAAAAUUAGGCUGGGGGAAAAAAAAACAGAAGACGAGGAACAGAAGCAAGAGCUACAACUGCCUUAUACCUGAGGGUGCCAGCAACAGGUUAAAAAGGAAGACCAUCAAGAUGGGAGUUCUGUCAGGAGAUGACUUAGCUGAUCUCUUUAAUUACUCUAAUUACAUGUAUGACUCUACUCCCGUAGACUUCAGCAUUGACGUAGAACCCUGCAGACCUGAGAGUGCAUCACCUGUGGUCAGAUACAUUGUCGCCUUCAUCUAUUGCCUGGUGUGCUUAAUGAGUUUGGUGGGAAACUCGUUAGUAGUUCUGGUUGUCUCUUACAACAAACGUAACCGUUCGGUCACUGACGUAUACCUUCUGAACCUGGCCAUUGCUGAUCUCCUCUUUGCCCUCGCCUUGCCCAUCUGGGCCAUUUACCGAGCCCAUGAAUGGAUUUUUGGCUUGGUUAGGUGUAAACUCCCCUCAGUCCUGAAGGAAGUCAACUUUUACAGCGGCAUCCUCCUCUUGGCCUUCAUCAGCAUUGACCGCUACCUGGCAAUAGUUUACGCUACUCGAGCAGCCACUGAGAAGAGGCGCUGGGUCAAGUUUGCCUGCAUUGGCAUCUGGUUGUUCUCCUUCCUUUUCUCUCUUCCAGUGAUCGCCUUCCGUGAUGUUUUCCAGCCACCCAAUUCCUCCCAAAGGGUUUGUUAUGAAAAUAUUGGGUGGAAUAAAACAGAUAAAUGGCGGGUGGUGUUGAGAAUCCUACCACAAACGUUUGGCUUCAUUGUUCCCUUGUUCAUCAUGCUCUUCUGCUAUGGUGUGACAGUGCACAGGCUCUUCCAAACCAAGAACAGUCAAAAGAAGAAAGCCAUGAAAGUCAUCCUAGCUGUUGUGCUGAUCUUCUUGUUCUGCUGGCUGCCCUACAACAUCUCCCUCCUGGUUGAUACCUUGCUGAGGACUCAUGUUAUUGUUGAGACCUGUAGCCGCCGUAAUGCCAUCGAUGCAGCUCUUUCAAGCACUGAGAUCCUGGGAUUUUCUCACAGUUGCAUGAACCCCAUCAUAUACGCCUUUAUAGGGCAAAAGUUCCGGAACAACUUCCUCAAGAUCUUGUCCACGCAUGGCAUCAUCAGCAAAGAAAUCCUGAUUCGGUAUCGGAAGGGGUCCUCUUUCUCAUCUUCUACCGGCAAUACUUCAACUACUUUGUAACAGCUAUGCCAGAGGAAUAAGAGGGAAGAGAGGAUCACAAGAGACACUGGUUCUCUUUGCGACUGACUUCAAGAGUGAGACUGAGAUGAAGCCAGUGAAAUGUUUCAGAACUGCAGAUGUCAAUCUUAGUCUUUAUUUGUUAAUUCUUGUAAAUGCGUGUAUAUUUUAUCAAAACAACAACAGAACUGAUGUAGUUUUACAAGCCUAGAAAAUGAUCCAGAAUUUUUAAAAUGUAUUGUAUCUUACAACAGAUUGGUGAUUUUGAUGUGUGUGUCAUGAAGAAGAUUGUAGGCAUAGAAAACACAGAGAACCUUUAAUUACAGAGAUUAAAACCCUAGUACUGUAUAGAUGGCUGCAUAUUGAAGCCAUGUAUAUAUUUCACUGUAUGUAUAAAUGCUCUAAAGCCACUUGCUACUUUCAUGCAUGUGAAGGGGGGGAUAAAAUGAAGCUGUGCACACCAUGUAUGGCAUUCUAUGUAUAAUUUUCAGGCUGUUUCCUUUACAGAGUAGAUUUCUUAGUGGGAAGUUUGUAUUAUAUGAAGCAGCUCUGAGUUUUUUUUAAGAGUUCCCUGCUAAAUAUACCUAGUCAGAAGCAAAUCCCAUUGAGUUCAACGCCCCUCUUCCUCUAAUUAAAUGGAUAUAGGGACUGUGGCUUGAAUUUUGUAGGGAAAUCCCUGUGAUUUUUAAUGAUUGUCCUUGCACUGAAGUGCUUAAAAUCCAUGAACAAAUUUCCUCUAGAGCAGUUUUAAAUUAAUAUAAAUAGUCUCAGGCUGGAUAAAAGGGGGACAAUCAGAGGAAUAGAUGGGUGUACAAAUUGUCUUGGAUUGUUCUCAGGUUAUUGAUGUAGUUAAGCUAGCUCUGUCCAGAAAGGACUCCCAAAUUGCAGAUUCUGAGGCUAUGUAUUAAAAUUAUUUUU
This is a messenger RNA of Pogona vitticeps (central bearded dragon), 2224 nucleotides long. NCBI's taxonomy places the organism in Eukaryota, Metazoa, Chordata, Lepidosauria, Squamata, Agamidae. The record is from RefSeq and is a predicted model, not a curated record.